Triplophysa rosa is the source of this 2359-nucleotide messenger RNA. RefSeq lists its product as uncharacterized. Gene Ontology annotation, biological process: positive regulation of T cell proliferation; cellular response to lipopolysaccharide; negative regulation of T cell proliferation. The coding region runs from base 150 to 1070 and encodes 306 amino acids. NCBI's taxonomy places the organism in Eukaryota, Metazoa, Chordata, Actinopteri, Cypriniformes, Nemacheilidae. The record is from RefSeq and is a predicted model, not a curated record. Gene Ontology annotation, cellular component: external side of plasma membrane. The transcript is spliced from 4 exons.
CGUUUCAUGGAUUACCCUUUAAGGAUCGUCUAAACCUGUCAAAGUUCACCUGGAGUGAUCUGAAGAGUGAUCUCUGUUGUUGGUCUGCUCUUACGGUUCCCCAGAGUUCUUCACAGGAUUUACCUCUCUAAAAGCAGGCUUGCUGUGACAUGAACCGGAAUCUUUUAGUCUUCUGCCUGUCUCUCCUUCUUUUCGAAGCAUCUGGUUUCACUGAGUUUGAGAUAACUGUGCCCAGUGGCACUCUUGUUGGGUUUUACGGCCAAGUGCUCAUCCUGCCCUGCACUUUUCAAGUGGACGGUUCAUGGGAUCUGAGCAGCACUGUGAUUACCUGGCAGCGUGGCCUGGAUGUUGUUCACAGUUUCUACUACAGCCGGGACCAGCUUGACCGUCAGAAUCCUCUCUAUGCCAAACGCACCAGCCUGUUCAAUAGGGAGAUGGCACAAGGAAAUGCAUCACUUAGACUGCACAAUGUCACUGUGAAGGACGCUGGUAUGUACACCUGCUCCAUCAGCACAAACUCUGGCAGCCAGAAGAAGAGUUUUGGAGUAAAUAUUACAGCGUUUUACUCUGAGCCUCGUCUUCAGUUCUCUGUGCUAAAUGAUGUAGUCACCCUACUUGUGACAUCAGAGGGGGGACAUCCCUCUCCUACACUGCAGUGGCUGAUAGAAAACUCAGAAGAUAUCACAAACCAGACACAAACACACCUUGCGGAGGACACACAUACAGGACUUUACAGUGUGUCUAGUUGGAUAAAUCUCACUGAAGUCACCAAUUCCUCUCUGACUUUCAUACUGUACAACAAUCUCCUGGGACAAAAGAUCAGGAGGGAGAUACAGCUGUACUCAGAUAAGAGAGAGAACCAAAGAGAGCCAGCACAAAGAUGUCACGGAUGCUUCACAUUGAUUCCUGGAAUUCUGCUGCUGUUGCUGCUGAUCAUAAUAGGUUUAGUGUUUGCGUUGAGAAGAAACCCGACUGAACAAAACAGCUCUAAUGAGAAGCAACAUAUGGAUCAAACUCAAGCUCUCAAUGAAAACGUUCAAAAUGUUUAUAAACCACAUGUAUAUAUAUAAACAAUGUAAGAUACUUCCUGAAUUUCCAGAAAAAAGUUAUAAUAUGAGGACUAUCAUUGUUAUUUAAGUUAUUGACCCUAGCAGCAUUGUCUAAAUGAAGUGAAGUGAAAGUGACCUAUUAGUCAGAUAUGGUGACCCAUACCCGAAAUGUGACCUCUGCAUUUAACCCAUCCAGUGAGUAGUGAAUGUGGAGCAGUGGGCAGCUAUCACUGCAGCGCCCGGGGAGCAAGUAGGGGUCAGGUGCCUUGCUCAAGGGCACCUCAGUCGUUACCCGCCGGUCCUGAGGAUCGAACCGGCAACCUUCUGGUCACGAGUCCGACUCUCUAACCAUUAGGCUACGAUGGUUAACAUUUCAAUCUAUUGUAUUUUAGUUUUUGGAAAUUAUUUAUUAAACGACAUGUUACUUGCAGCUUAGACAGUAUUGAUGUGUAUAGGCCACGUGCUUGUGUUCUGUGCUGUGGUCAUGCGCUUUGUUUAGCAUCUUGUGUUCGAUUCAAUUUCUAUUUGAAAUUAUAUGUUUUUAUCUUUGGAUUUUUCAAACCACUAUUUGAUCUGCACAUAGAUCCUUUGCAUCACUGUUCAUGUUACAUUGGAACAGGGGUGUGCUGAACUGUUAAAAAUUAUUCUGUGCAAAAGCAGUAUUUUAACAGAAUUAUAUUCUUGCUUUUUUAAAGCGACAUUUUGGUUAAUGUUUAAAUUUAACUGAAAUCCAAACAAAAAUGUUAUUGAGAGAACCUAUUCGAGUAUUCAAAAUCCAGUAUUUUUUUAUAGGCAUCAUUUCCAUCCUUUUAUCCCUGCAUGCAAAGAAACAUUAAAAAGCAUAAUCAUUGGUGGCAUUGUUUGAAAAUCUGCUAGUUUUAGCAACAUUUUUGUUGAAGGUGGAUUGACAUUGUCAGAAACAGUUUGGUCUACUCAAAACGUAGAUCGUUACAUCCAAGUAAUGAGAUACGCUUUUAAAUCCAAUGUAAUUCAUCAUCGUUUGUGAUCAGUUGUCCAUGUUGUUUUCAUUAAUUUAGACCAUAUUUUACCUACAAAGAUCUAAACAGGUAGUGUGUAUAAUUACAAGUGAUUUUGUGCCUUGAAUGUUAUUGACCUUUACCUGCUGGCAGGUUUUCCAAGUCAAUUACAGUAUAUGAACUAUUUAUUGAAUUUUAAUUCCAUCAAAACUGGAAAUGAAUUAGAUGUUUCAUAUUGUAAACUUAGUGAAAUGAAUUUAAAAUUGUUAUUAAAAUUGUUAUUAAUGUUAGCUCUUGUUUACUUUUCAUUGCCAAUAAACUAUUGGAAAUUGA